This is a messenger RNA of Amoebophrya sp. A25, 2001 nucleotides long. Lineage: Eukaryota; Dinophyceae; Syndiniales; Amoebophryaceae. The record is from the annotation of a GenBank genome assembly.
AAAAAAUGAAUACAUUCACGUGAUUUUGAUUGAGACUACAUCUCCUGCUUCAGUGUGCUGUUGUAACCCUCUCACAGCACAGCUCGUCAGACAAGCCGAUAGCGACUUCGGUGAAAAAUAUAGCCCGUAGUUUCUUCGGAAUAAUAGGCAGAUAAACACGCAAGCUCUUCCCUUGCGGAUAAGCACGGCGCUACAAAAAAGAGGCGCGCUAUACCGAGUUGAAUUGAGCAGCCCCCGAAGAAGAGGAGACCGAGCAAGAAGAAGAAGGCUUUUGAAGACGGAGUUGUCCGAGCAGAUUUUUCCUCGAGAGGACCAGUUUAUUUUGAGCAUUCAUUUUCUUCCCACUUUGAGCGGUGGAGAGCAACAGGCUCCCCCCUGUGGACGGCGAGUCAACUCCUAUCCUAUCCACCUAGAGCAGCCGCAUAUAAUCAGUACAAAAUGGUGAAAGGAAGCAUCGAGCAACCAGUAACAACAACAACUUUGUUGUCGACAAAGAGUGCAGUCGUAGCACAACGAGCAGUCUCGCGGGAAGUCUUGUCCGACCUAAUUGGCACAGCGUACGAUGACUUGGGAAAGCCGCUAAAUACAGAUGGUAUAUAAUAACAACUGAGUAACAAUAUAUGCGUAAGUACCUUAAAGGUCGAGCGACGCUCAAAGCACUUAAAUAAACAGCCGGCUUGUUUUCCUCUUUCUACUUUUAGGGUAUCCCUUCAUGCAAUAUACGCGCACGUAUCUUCUCGGCUUCCCUAGUUUUAGUGGGCGGCCGUCUACUUCAAGAGACACUACCAUCUUAUCGCGCAAGUGGUAGAGAACGGCCAUGAUCUAUGGCAGUCUUUUAAACCCAACAACCACAACAGGUCUCUCUGUGACCGAACGGUCAAGGGGGAAACAGGUUCAUGGGUCAGCAAAGACUAGCAUCCAACAAAAACCCGAGGCAGCGAAGAUAGAUGAAAAGUUGGCCACGCUUUUCCCUGAUAGAGAUCAGCGCUCUGUGUGUGUGGUGGAGGUACUUGUAGCUACAUUCUGCUUGUUCUCCACUUAUUUUUAGUACGCGCCAACUAAGAUAAGUGGAGAAGGACAGGUCGUGCCCUCACGAACUCAAAUGGAUGUUGCAGUUAGCAGCUCCUUCUGAGAUCCUGUGAUAUUUGAUUCGCGUCAGAAUUCUCUCGUAAUUGUGGCCUCUCUCACAUCUCUCCCGCCUAAAGCAUCUGACAUUGAUUAGAAUUGUCAGUUAUGAUGUUUGAUGGUUUACGGGAUAAGCAAUAAGAGAUACGCUGAAGUAAGUUGAUAAUGGUGACAAUAUCACGACCACAGGCACACGUGCAAACGCAAAAAUUUGUGCACGAAUAUUUACCGGAUUUAGUAGGCGCGGCCUACGAUGAAGAGGGACGCCUUGUAGAACGGCUGCCAGUCCCAGCGACACGGACACGUGGCAAAAGAGGCUACCACGUCACGGCAGUACUGACUUUUUGAAAUGAUAGAGCUGAAAGAGUAAUUACGAUUUCACUCGUUAAAUGUUGGCUAAAUUGAGGUCGGGAGGUCUCUCUCUCUUAGCGCUUUUAGCGCUAUACGUUUUGGUGACAAAUUAUGUCACCAUCUUCAGGCCUCUUUGACUCUUUGUCGUAUAAGUAUCGAGUGAAUAGUCGAAUUUAUGAUGAUGAGUUUUUAAUUUAACUCCUAGCCAUUCUCUUUCUGGAAAGUUGUUUCCAUGUUAUUUAACAGGAGACGAAGAUACAAGGAGGGGCGACACCCGAAACAGUAGAUCCGAAGGAUAUAGAAAUUGCGGCUGCUAUUCCCGAUCGCGAUGAACGAACCCCCGUAGCUUUGCCAGGCCUCCAUAUGAACACGAGCACAUUAGUAGCGCCACCGGAGCCUACAACUCCCCUCGAGAAGGUGCAAGUGGGAGCUCCAGGAAUGAUGGGAGGCGGCACAGCCGCGGGCCAAGGAUGGAUGCGACGACUGUUCCUUAAAGCUGGAUCCAUAUGCGCAGUUUGCUCGUAA